Molecule: messenger RNA, 972 nt
Organism: Plodia interpunctella (Indianmeal moth)
Lineage: Eukaryota; Metazoa; Arthropoda; Insecta; Lepidoptera; Pyralidae
Product: brachyurin-like
Exons: 2
Coding region: 25-912 (295 amino acids)
Biological process (GO): proteolysis
Molecular function (GO): serine-type endopeptidase activity
Source: RefSeq, a predicted model, not a curated record
CUGACCCUCCCACAAUCGAGUACAAUGCGUGUCUUGGUAGCGACCUUCCUCUUUGUUUCUGCCUGCAAGGCUGCUAUUUAUGCUGAAAAUCACAAUCAAGUGAGUGAAGGUUUUAUAAGAUGGCAUCAAAAAGUAGGAAUGAAGAAUGCCGAAGAAAUUAAGAAGACUGAAGAAUAUUUCUAUUUUCUUAACCGCAUCGUAGGAGGAACUAUAGCGCCAGUGUCGGCGCAUCCGUAUCUGGUUGGCCUGCUAAUAGAUGUUAAUGGUUUGCCUAGUCCUUCUGCGUGCGGCGGCUCCCUCAUCUCGGCCACGAGGGUGAUGACAGCCGCGCACUGCUGGUUCGACGGCAGGUUCCAAGCGCGCAUGAUGACCGUGGUGCUCGGGUCAGCAUUCCUCUUCCACGGCGGACUCAGGACUCCCAUCUCAGCAAUAGCCGUGCACCCUCAGUACGAUUCACGCACGUUUGCCAAUGACAUCGCAAUUUUAUAUCUACCUAUCUCUGUCUCAUUUACACAUGCUAUCAGGCCGAUAGCUCUACCCUCUGGACACUUGCUGCACAUGGAUCUUAGUGGUUUUUGGGCGCGAGCUGCGGGGUACGGCAGAUAUUCCGACAUUACUACCCCUACGACGAACACUGUGGCAAGAAAUGUAAUUUUACAAAUGAUUGACUUGAACAUGUGUCGGCGAGCAUUCGGGAACAUUAGUCCAAACUCUAAUAUAUGCACGAGUGGAUAUGGCGGUGUAGGUAUUUGUCAAGGAGAUUCUGGUGGACCACUUACGAUUAUAAGCGGCGGACAGGACGUCGUAGUCGGAGUGAGCUCCUUCGUGGCUCGUGAUGGGUGUCAGUUAGGAUUUCCAUCAGUGUUUGCGAGCGUUUCAUCUUUCAUCGAUUGGAUUCAUCGUCAUAUGUAAGAUACAAUAUCGAAAUAAAUGAAUCGCUAUAUUUUUUUAUAUAAAAUAUGGUAUAGAAUC